Molecule: messenger RNA, 1161 nt
Organism: Melampsora larici-populina 98AG31
Lineage: Eukaryota; Fungi; Basidiomycota; Pucciniomycetes; Pucciniales; Melampsoraceae
Exons: 3
Coding region: 1-1161 (386 amino acids)
Source: RefSeq, a predicted model, not a curated record
AUGCGGUACAUCUUCGCACCAUUGUUGUUGUUCUGUUCCGUUUGCGUUUCCUUAGAAUUCAAAGGACUUCAAAAUUCGCUCAAGGAAUUGGCGAAAAAACCGGGUGAUGGUGAUAACAGCGAGUUACUCAGUUUGAGUAGAGUUGCCGGCUUGGAUCUUACCAACAUCUUGCCACGGACCCAACGCGCAAGACACGACGAAGUGGCAUUCCCAGUUUUCACUGAACUUCCCAUGCGAGAGACCAAGAACGGGAGAAUCUUAGACUGUUUGACUGAAAUAGGUUAUUGGAUGGUGGAAGGAGGAUUAGACGAAACCAUCAAGAUACGAGAAGAAUUUAGAAACACUAUGAGAGAAUUUGUGAAAGAUAAUUUCGAAGCGGAUCAAAAGGAACAUCUUUCAUUAUCCUCACCUAGAAGUUUGAAUUCAGAUGCCUCAAUCGAUCCAAUUUUAAAAGACUAUUUCCAAGAGUUAGUAACAAGUCCUACCAAAGGAUCAGAGCAUACAAAAGCAACAGAAAAGGAAACUUUUGAUGAUUCGAAAUUGGUCACAUCGUUGGUCAAGUUGGCUGUUCAGGCGAACGAUUGGGAUACCAUGCUUAGACAUGCCAACUGGCUUACAACUUUACGGAACGAAUUGUUAAAGGACCCGAACGGUUACGGCUUUACAAAUCGGCAUUGGAUGGGCUAUGCUAUUAAGAUGCGACAUGAAAUGCAAAGAUAUAAACCUGAACUGACCUGCUUAAUCACAUUAGACACGGAGUUUGACAAGAAAAAUGCCGAAUAUCUGAUCAAGGAUCUACCCAAGGAAGGAAUUCCGCGAAAAAAACAAAAGGAUACGUAUAACCUCCGACAAAAGUUUCGGAUCAUUGCAAAUCAUUGGAAUUCCGAGUAUAAAAUCCAUCAAGAAAAACCAAAGGUUACAUAUCAUAUCCGUCGAAAGUUUUGGAUAAAUGCAUAUUAUUGGAAUUCCUUACAACAUACAUUACAACAACCUGAUUGGAAGAGUGAAGUAACAAGAGCCAAGUGGCAUCUUGGAAUGAUUUCGGAAAAUUUUGAUAAUUUUUUAAAAACUCAUACAAUGAAGAAGAACUUCUUGAAAACAUUGCAAGACUUUUUAAAGUUUCAUAUCAAUGAAAAAAGUCUUGCACCUGAUCACAUCUAA